Penicillium odoratum is the source of this 1476-nucleotide messenger RNA. Its product is annotated as putative UBX domain protein. Gene Ontology annotation, molecular function: protein binding. The transcript is spliced from 2 exons. The record is from RefSeq and is a predicted model, not a curated record. Lineage: Eukaryota; Fungi; Ascomycota; Eurotiomycetes; Eurotiales; Aspergillaceae. The coding region runs from base 1 to 1476 and encodes 491 amino acids.
AUGAGCGCCCACGUUGUGGUUAUCGAUGCUACAGCUAAGAGGGCAACAAUCAAGACAACCCCGGCCAAAUACUUGACAGACAUAUUGCAAGAAGCUUGCUCGAAGCUUGGAUAUAACUCAAGUCAAUAUGGACUCAAGCAUAAUCGCAAACAACUGGACCUAUCCCUCACCUUCCGCCUCUCCGGCCUUAGCUCUGGAGCAAAACUGGAGCUUGUUCAAGCAUCCCGCUCCCCCUCCGUCGUUACAGUUGGUCUUCAACUGCCAGAAUCUGAAGCCCAGGGUGCUCCCAAUGGACGCAUACAAGACAAGUUCCCAAGCACAACCACUCUCUGGUUGAUUUUGCGCAAGUUCGAGGCCGGAGUCGCAGGAAACGGACAAGUACGAAAUCUCACGGCGCGCGGGGUACCUUCUACAAUUGACGGCGACUGUGGCUCUGGGCGAUUAUUCUACGAGAGCCCUGUUCUGCGGAUUUUGGAUCGCGAACUUUCAAGCUUCACGGAUCUGCAAAAAUCACUUGCCCAGUUAGGUUUUAAUAACGGUAGCGUGUUGAUGCGAGUCGGGUUCAAACGAACAGAGGAGCCAUUAGAGGAAGCUAUGGUGAAGAUUGCUGAAUACUUCAAGUCAACUGGAGAUGAUACACCAGUGCCAUCACAAACCCAAACCCCUCCGGUUCCUGCCAUCGAGGAGACCACUGCAGCAUCAGAGCAAGAAUUUGCUAGCGAACCAAAUGUCCCGAAUAGUGUACCCAUAGCAGCAGCUCCCGAGUUGCCGACAUCUACCCGAUCUGUCACUGUCUUCUCUCCUCCAUCCGGUGACACCCCGUUCUCCGCACAAGCGCCAUACAAUGAAGAAGACUAUAUCCCCUCCAUUGAGCAUGCCACGGCUCAUCAGCGUCAACUAAACCAGUCCUCCCGUCCACAUCGUCUACCAACAGACGCUGAGAUCGCCGCCAAAGCUGCUGCAGAAGAACAACGGCGCGCAGAUAUUCGCGAAGUAGACGUCAAAAUCCGGUUCCCGGAUCAAAGCCAGGUAGUCGCCAAGUUCGGCCCAUCAGAUACCGGCCAGUCACUCUAUGACUUCGUGCGCAGCUGUCUGGUGCCAACAUAUGCAGAAGUAAAGUUCGCAUUGAACGCUUUCGCCAGUGCAGCACCAGCUCGUGCCGGACAUGCGAAUGUCAUACCGGAAAAUCAGACUCUGUUGAUCAAGGGUCUUAAGCUGGAAGGAAGAGUCCUGGUUAGUUUUACAUGGGCUGACAAUGCAAGCUCUGCGACCCAUCAGCAACGAACGGACAUUUUACGUUCGGAACUCCGCAGCCAGGCCCAGGAAAUCAAGGUUGAGCAGCUACCGGAGCCUGUCCAGGAGCCUUCUAAGGCGACAGCGGAGGCAGGUCCUAGCGGCAGUGCGGACGCAAGUAAGGUUGGAUCACGAAAGAGUGGCGGUGUGCCUAAGUGGUUGAAACUGCCUGGAAAGAAAUGA